AUGGCAGAUAGACGACUGGUUGCUUUUGAAAAUUCCGAAAUAUCAUGGCCACGUUCUCUACGAUUUAUUCUUUUACUUAUUUUUGAUAUACCAUCUGUAGUAUGUUCACUAUUUGUUCUUUAUCAUUUAUUAACUAAUCGAACAUCUCGUCAUGCUUUACAUAAUCAUACGAUUAUAAUUUUAUUAACGAUCGCACUUGCAUUUCAAUUAACUGAUAUUCCAUGGUACCUCGAUUUUAUUCGUCGAGGUUCAGUUUGGCCACAGAUUCCUGUUCGUUGUCUUCUAUGGUGGUUAGUCGAUCUCGGUUUUUACAAUACAGCUGCGCUCAUUCUCGCUUGGACAUCAAUCGAACGGCAUAUACUCGUAUUUCACGAUCAAUGGAUAUCAACUCGAAAGAAGCGUUUCUAUGUUCAUUAUCUUCCAUUGAUCAUUCUUAUUCUCUAUUCAACUAUUUAUUAUACUGUUCUUAUUUUUUUUCCGCCGUGCCAUCAUCAAUAUAUCUACAUACUACCUGUGUGUGCUGCAUCGCCAUGUCAUCUUCUUCAUCCUAUAUUAGGCCUAUGGGAAAUGGGCGUACACGGAUGUUUAUCAACAAUAAUCGUCGCAUUUUUUAGUAUCGCUUUACUCGUGCGUGUUAUAGUUCAUAAACGUCGUCGAAAUCGUGUAUUUCGAUGGAAAGUUUAUCGCAAAAUGAUUAUUCAAUUACUGUCUAUUUCUGCGCUUUAUUUGCUGCUAAAUUUUCCGAUUAUGAUUCUUUCUGUUGCACGUCUUUGUGGGUUACCUUCGGAUAUUGGUGUUGAAAUACAACAAAUAACAUUUUUUCUAACUUAUUGGGUUAUGUUUCUUUUGCCGUUUGUAACAUUAUCGUCAUUACCUGGUUUAAGAAAAAAAAUGGAUAAGAUUGGUUUCAUAAAACAUCGUCGACAGAAGACUCUUACUAUGGCAAUGAAAAGAAUUAUCAACGCCCAAGAAAGUCCUUUACACUGGACGUACAGUCCGUAA
Molecule: messenger RNA, 1002 nt
Organism: Rotaria socialis
Lineage: Eukaryota; Metazoa; Rotifera; Eurotatoria; Philodinida; Philodinidae
Source: the annotation of a GenBank genome assembly